GUUGCUGCUCCUGUAUACGAAAUGCCCGUAUCCAUGCCCGCCGAGGAGGGUUACUCGUACGUCGGUUGCUUUGCAGACAGCAAGGACGACCGAGUGUUCGAGUACAUGAAGACUUCGCCAACCAUGACCACCGCGGUGUGCCUCGAGUACUGCUUGGACAGGCGAGCUACCUUCAUGGCUACCCAGUUCGGAAUCGAGUGCUGGUGCAGCGUCGACGCAGAGAUCGAGUACGAUCGCCACUCCGAUGGCGUGUGUGAUUGCGAGUGCGGCGGGGAAGCGACCGACAUUUGCGGUGGCUUCGACGCUUUCGACCUGUACAAGAUCACGGAACCAACGGAACCCACGGGCGACGAGUACGUGGGGUGCUUCGCCGACGACCGGGAAGACCGCUUGUUGGGCGACGAGAUCAAGUUGCAGCCCGACAUGACCCAGACCGUCUGCCGCACGUACUGCGAGGAACGCGAUGCCUACUUCUACGCCACCCAGUACGGCGACGAGUGCUGGUGCGGAAUGUCCGAGGACGAACAGGACUACAAGAGGCACGGGCGGGGAUCGUGUCUCGCGGGCUGCUCCGGUGACCCUACGGUUGCGUGCGGAAGAGACUUCCAGGUGGUGAUCUACAAACAUGAAUCGUUCCAACCCUUCCUUGCCGUUACCCUCGUCCCAGGUGGAUUCGACGCGUUCAACUUGUUCAAGUUCGACGGAGUCGCUGAACCUGUCGCUCCCACACCGGGACCUGUCUCCCUUACGCCCGGACCGGUCUCCGCGCUCACACCCGAACCGGUCGCCGCGCCUACACCCGGACCGGUUAUCGCCCCUACGCCCGAACCGGUCGCCGCGCCUACACCCGGACCGGUCGCCGCGCCCACACCCGAACCUGUUGUCGCGCCCACACCCGGACCUGUUGUCGCGCCCACACCCAAACCGGUCGCCGCGCCCACACCUACCAACGACUGCAUGGUGGUCAUCAUCGAAGCCGAAGAUCUCCCGGUCAACGGUGACUGGCGCAUCGUCCAGGACAACGCCGCCAGCGGCGGGGCUUACAUCACCUGGGAAGGCCUGUCUGAGGCCCAAAACAACCGCGACCCGGGGGACGGAGACAUCAUCUCCACCAGCGUGCAGAUCCCCACCGCGGGCACCUACUCGUUCAAGUGGGCCAUGCGCCAGCCUGACGGCGUCGAGAGCGACAAGGCCAACGACAGCUGGCUGAACUUCCCGGACGCAGAUAGGUUCGGGCCGGCUGACACCUCCAAGAGCUAUGGAACCUUCGUGAAGGUGUACGGUAACGCCGCUGACGGCGUGUUCAAGUACCAGGGGACCGCCGAGGAUGAGGACGGGGCCCACACUCAGAUCGCAAUCGAGUUUGCCGCGGCCGGCGAGUACGAGAUGGAGAUCGGAGGCCGUUCGCACGGGCACCAGAUCGAUCAGAUUGUUUUGUUCGGGGGCUCCUUCCACACGGCAGAGGACGCUGUUGCUGGCUGCUAGGAGUGUAGGGUUCGGCUAGAUGUUUUUUCCUGCUCCCGUUGUCGUCACAGCGAGUGAAGUAAAUGGAGGCUUGGUUGUCUGAACGUUUCUGAUGCAUGGCUUACUCACUCGCCGGAAAUCGAUCCAUGGACCAGUCUUUCGUUUGAUCGUCACCCGGAAUGUAGAGGCUUGUGCCGUCGGUCGUAAUGUGUUGAUACCACUUGCAGUGGUAUGGUUCUACUAGUGAGUCAUGAAGUCACGACACCACAUAUAUCGGGGAGAUUGCGUCAGUUGACUUGACAGACGGACUUGUUACAUUCUCAUGUUAUCACAUCAAACAUUUGGGCACGAUGAUGUCUCUUUUUUGUCACUCUUUUAUUCAAAACGUUGUGGUAUUUUAUAUCGUUCGAAGUGUAGGUCCUAUAUGUCGCAUUCGCUGUCAUUCGGCCUCAAAAUCUCGACAAGGGCGCGUUGUUGUGCUGUGGCUGAUUAUCCAUCUUUUUGUUACAUUUGUGGGUUACCUUCCUUGUCGUGAAUAUUAUUCGUUUCUUGUCGUGUUUUGUGUUGUGUGCGUUUGUGGGAUUUCGUCGCAUUUGUUCUGGGCGUACGAGUCUCUACACAUGGCGGUAUGUAGAUUUGACGCACCCGCGGCGGUCACAUCAGGACGAGGAAACCGGUAGUACAGCUUUUUUCUGGCUCCUGGAGCACUCGUAGCGCGUGUUUGUUGGACAAAAAAGGUAAAGUAGAGUUCAAUCGAGCUUCUGAAUAUUUCGUAGCUAGGAGAGCGUGCUGUGCUAGAAACAAUCAAGUGGCAUGUUUCAGUUACGUCAUUUCAUGGAGGUGUGAGCAGGAAUCGUCCACUCAGCUGUGCGCAAUAACCAAUCGCGUUGUGAUAUUUUGCUGGGCUAGAGUCAAUGGCAUGUUUCAGUUACGUCAUUUUGACCAUGAUGGGUGAGCGCAAGAACCGUUGCAAUACCCAGCUUUACGCAAGACCUGACUUCGGGAAUGGAUGUCGUUAGCCGCACUCUCCCUGGAGCAGAGGACGCGCCGAAACGAGGAAUGACAUUUUUGAGCUCGUUGUGAACGGAGACCGGUUUGAUUUUGCCAUUUCUUAUCCUCGCAAUACGAUUUAAGUCAUGCGCCACAGAGGCAUGUUCCGGCGUGAUCACCAAGUGUUCAUUCGAGGCACAGUCUCGAGAGAUAUCAGCCUAACCCCUCCCCCUGCCCAUGCCGCUUCAGUGGUUGUUACUUGGAUAUCGCGCGGCAGACACUGCUGAUAGCUUCACAAUCGUCGAACGAUCAUGACCAAGGACUGGCCGACUUAUCUUAGCUUUUGAUGGC
Ectocarpus sp. CCAP 1310/34 is the source of this 2805-nucleotide messenger RNA. Lineage: Eukaryota; Phaeophyceae; Ectocarpales; Ectocarpaceae. The record is from the annotation of a GenBank genome assembly.